AUGAAAUUUGACAAAAUUUUGAACCUCAAAAUUACCUUAAAUAAUAACCCUACUAACAUCCUUAAUAACCUAUGCACUGGCCUCGAAACCUUCCUCGGCUUCAACUCUGAGUCAAAAGGCUACGACGGCACUGGCAUUGUCUACUCUGACCUUGACAGGCUGUGCGACGGGGUUAUGGGAUUUUUGUAUCAGGUGCUAAAGGAUGUCAGCGAGAAACAGCCUUACAGUGUGGGUAAAACAAUACUAAUAGAGAUUGUUACUGAGCUUAAAAAUAAUUUAUCCACCGGGCGUGAGGGUUUUAAGUUCAUUGCGCAGGUGGCGGGGAAGGUGGGGGAGUAUAAUGAGAGAGUUAAGCAGGGGAACGAUGAUAUGCAAAGCGUUGUAACUAAAAUGCGAAAUCACGUUGAAACUGAAUUAACAAAAAAGUUGAACGCCAUAAAUGAAAAUAAUCUCACUCAUGACCCUUUACUUUCCAAGGCCGUGGAGUCAGCCCAGGCCCUGGCCAAGGAGUACGGUCAAAAAGGUGAAGACUUUAACAACGGUUUCAAUAACAUAACAAGAGACGAAUUCAGUAGACGUUCCAAAGUUGAACUCAAAGAACAAUUUAAGGACUUAAACUCUGACUUGAGAUCAAAAAUCAACAACGCCAGGGACAACGUGUCGCAUGAAGCCAAUAGGCUUACAACGUUGUCGGCCACGCAGAAAAGAAAUUUGGAGGAGACGAUUGAAUUGAUAAAACAGACGUGCACAUCGCUUAAGAAGUGCGUGAAUGAUAAGAUCAACAAAGACGUUACUGAACUAAUGAACAAUGUGGAGAAGAGGGUUGCAGAAAUUUUGAAGGUGCUCAAAGAGAUUGAAAGUAAGAUAAGAGAGUAUAUUGACGAUUUGGCAAAGUGGAUUAACCAUGCGGACAUAGACGUGGGAAAGGCAAUGAAGGAUAUGAAAGGAAUUAUUGAUAAAAGUAUCGGCUGGCAAAAUCAGGAUGAAAUCAGCGGCAAGGCAAAAGACUUGAGCAAAAAGGCUACUGAUCUUUACUGGAAAUUUGAGGGUGCAAAACGGUCAGUUGAGGAGGGAGUUGAUAAGGCCAAAACGGAAAAAGUUAACGAGUUGACCAAGUGGAAAGCAGCGGGCGACGCAGCUGUUAAGCAGGCGAAGGAGAAGUGUGAGAAGGUGGUUAAAAAGUUGAAUGGAAGAGAUAAAGGUGCAAGUGCGGAGGGGGGAAGACAAAAAGUGACCGACUCGGCGCAGAUAUUGCAACAAAAAGCGGACGAAUUACGAAAGAAGGCGUUAGAUGCUAAACAGAAAGUUACUACAUUGGUCAGGGAGGCAUUGACGGCAGUGAAAACGAUGGACGAAGGGCUGAAGAAGAAUCUACUCACAGUGGCCAUCAAAAAAAUUGAAACUGAGGUGAACGGAAAGGACUGUUUGGAAAAUGUUGUAAGGGAUGGAAAUGGUGAUGAUUCAUCGAAGUUCGACGGCAAAACGUUUCCCAACUUGUUGUCCACCGUCACCGCCAACCUCACCGCCUUCACCGACAAUGUCAGGAACCUCGUCAAAAAGGAAAACACCGGCACCGACAGAGACAGCGUUCAUGCCUAUCUAGAGGAUGUGUCUCUUCUGCUCAAUAGUGGAGAUCCCG
Babesia bigemina is the source of this 1639-nucleotide messenger RNA. RefSeq lists its product as hypothetical. Lineage: Eukaryota; Apicomplexa; Aconoidasida; Piroplasmida; Babesiidae. The annotation marks the transcript as partial. The transcript has a single exon. The record is from RefSeq and is a predicted model, not a curated record.